Molecule: messenger RNA, 3909 nt
Organism: Trichosporon asahii var. asahii CBS 2479
Lineage: Eukaryota; Fungi; Basidiomycota; Tremellomycetes; Trichosporonales; Trichosporonaceae
Exons: 6
Coding region: 1-3909 (1302 amino acids)
Molecular function (GO): ubiquitin binding; cytoskeletal protein binding; identical protein binding
Source: RefSeq, a predicted model, not a curated record
AUGGCCUACGUCGCCGUCGUCAAGGCGCUGUACGACUAUGCAGCCCAGGACCCAGAAGACGAGAUCUCGUUCAAGGAGGAUCAGGUCCUGUACAUUAUCGAGAAGGGUGACGACGAAUGGUGGAAGGCUAAGCUCAAGGAAGACGGAGCGGCGGGGAAGCGUCGAGCUAACAAGCAGAUCCCCGCGAUCAACUCGACCCGUGCCCUGUACGAAUAUGAGUCAACAUCCCCAGAGGAGCUGUCGAUGGCGGAGGACGACGUUUUGCAUGUGUUCGCCGAGGAGGACGAGUGGUUGCUCGUGCGGGUAGAGGGUGGGGACGAGCGAUUGGGCUUUGUCCCCAAGAACUACUGCGAGCCCCUGGAAGCAGCGAAUGAGGUGGAAGUAGAGGGCGCUUCCGCAUCGGCUGCAGAGGUCGAGGCGCAACGUGCAGCCGAGGAGGAGCGUGCGGCUGCCGCCGAGCACCAGCGCGAGCUCAAACGUCAGGAUAAGCUGGAGAUGUGGUCGAUCUCGGAGGUCGAGGGCAGCCUGAAGAAGAAGGGUACUCUGAGUGUCGGUAACGGCGCAAUCUUCUUCGCGUCAGAGAUGGACAAGUUCCCGAUCGAGGAUCUCACCUAUGUUGAGCGAACGUCGUCGAAGGUCAUCAACCUCACCAUCGCUACUCUCGGUCAACCCCUCGUCUUCAACACUGGUUCGCCGUCGACCGCCGAGGAGAUUAUUGCCAAGCUCAGGCAGAGCAAGGAGGCCACGGGCGAGGCUCUCCAGGUGUCCUCCAAUGCCGGCAGCGGGGUCACGUCGGAAGAGGACGACAAUGUGUCUCCUCCCGCCGAGGCCAAGUCGGUGCGAUGGGCUGAGGAUGCUGCAGUCCCUGCGGCCACUGCACCGGCCGGUGAGGAAGUCUGCGUGGUCCUUUACGACUUCGAGGCCGGUGGCGACGAUGAGCUUACUGUGUCUGAGGGCGAGAAUCUCACCAUUGUUGAGAAGGAGAACGAUGAGUGGUGGCUCGUCCGCAACUCGCGCGGCCAGGAGGGAGUCGUGCCUGCUCAGUACGUCGAAAUCGCAGAGGGUGGUGCCGCUGCCGGCGGCCCUGCUCAGAACGGACAUGCGGAGGCUGCCGCCGCUGCGGCAGCGGCCGAGGCUGCCCAGCGCGAGGAACAGGCCCGUAAGGCAGAGGAGCAGCGUCGUGCUAUCGAAGCGGCGGCUCGCGACCGAGAGGCCCAGGAGGCUGCCGACCGAGCAAUUGCCGAGCAGGUUGAGCGGGAGGAGCGUGCCAAGCGUGAGCGCGCUCUCCAGGCUCAUCAGGACGAAGAGCGUCGCGUGCGCGAGAUGGAGGCUGCUAAGCGACGCGAGGCUGCCCGACGCAUGGAGCCGCCCAAGGUCAGCAAGCGACCUUCAGCCCAAGACGUUGAGGUCGCUGCACGCAACCUUCCCAGUGGCAAGAACAAGGGUGCCCCGGAGCGUCCUCCCAGCGAGAACAACCGCCCGAAGCCGAAUCCCGCGCGAACCCGCGUGUGGAGCGAUCGAACGGGCCAGUUCAAGGUGGAAGCCGAGUUCCUUGGCAUGAACGGCAACAAGCUCCGCCUGCACAAGAUGAACGGUGUUAUCAUCGAGGUUCCGAUCGAGAAGAUGUCGCACGAGGACGCUGCGAUGAUCAGGAAGCACUUGGCUCGUCGGGAAAAGCACCGCUCCUCUGCGCCAGUUGACGACGAUGACAUUCCACUCGCCAAGACCCAGCCUCGCCGACCGUCCCAGCAGGUCAGCUAUGAGUCGCAUCAGCGAAGGGAGCGUUCGCAGCGUCCGCCCAAGCAGCACUUUGACUGGUUUGCGUUCUUCCUUGACGCCGGCUGUGACGUCGACGACUGCACGCGCUACGCAUCGAACUUUGACCGUGACCGCAUCGAUGAGUCGAUUCUUGGCGACCUGGACGCUCCGACCAUGCGUUCGCUCGGUCUCCGCGAGGGUGACGUGAUCCGUGUCCGCAAGGCGAUCCAAGCCAAGUACGGCAAGAAGACGCCCGAACAACAGAGCCAGAUUGACCAGGACGAGGAGUAUGCUCGCAAGCUCCAGGAGCAGGAGAAUGCCGGCAAGGCACCUGCGCCGCCUGCGCCUGGUUUGUUCACCGGCCCCGACGGCAAGCUCGCCAACAACACCCGCCGCGGACGGCCGGAGCGCAAGAACACUGUUGGAGCCGAUUCGGUUGAUGGCGCCGCCCUCACUGCGGCUACCGAGCAGCUGUCCAAGACCUCAAUCUCACCUGCUCCCGCCGAGCCCGUACGCAAGCCGUCACCGCCACCGGCGGCUCCGACGCCCCCUCCUCCGGCGCCUCCCGAGAAGGAGGUUGAUCUGCUCAAGAAGGAGCCGCCCAAGCCCAAGUUCAGCUUUGACGACGACGCGUGGACAAUCAAGCCUGCUGCCAAGCCGGCGUCGCCUGCCCCUCCUCCCGUUUCUACACCAUCGCCUGCGCCUGCCGCCGCCAAAGCGAACAGCACCGAUGCUCUGCUCGCGCAGAUCCAGUCGAUGCGCCCCGCCGCCACCGGACCUCCUCCGGGCGGCAGCGAGAUGGCCGAGGCAGCGCAGGCCGGUGUCGCCGGUCGUGCCGACCUUCAGCGCCAGGCGAGCAACAUGCCCCCUCCUUCCGCCUACGGUCUUGGCGCUGGCAACAACACGACACCGAUGAGCCAGCUCCAGCAGCAGCAGCAGCAACAGCAGCUGCAGCCGCAGAUGACGGCGAUGAACGGUCCUCGCGGCCCGCUUGCGCCGGUCGCUUCGAACGAGGCGCUGCUCAACCCGCUCCAGCCGGCGCGGACGGGCUUCGUGCCGACGCACCAGACGGCGAACAACAUGAUGCCGCAGCAGACCGGAUAUAUGUCUCCGAUGUCGCCUGGCAUGUCUCCCGGCAUGUCCCCGGGCGGCUACGGACAGCAGCCGAUGCAGCCCGCGUAUACGGGCUUCCCCGGCUUCCAGCAGCAACCUCAGCAGAACUCGUCCUUCAACGCUGUCGCGAACAUGCAGGCGCCGCCGCCGAGCAUGCCCCAGCAGCAGCAGCAGUCCUCUGGGUCGGGUGACCAAUUCGCGCCGUCCAACAUCUUCUCGGCGAUGAAGCGGACCGACUUCAGCAAGAACGAGAACGAGAACCCCCAGCCGUCGAACAAGUACGAUGCGCUGCGGCCGCUCACGACGGGCUACAACGGGAGCAUGCAGCAGCCCAUGCAGACGGGCAUGAUGAUGCAGCCCACGGGUAUGAUGGGCGGCAACAUGGGCAUGGGCAUGGGCAUGCAGCAGACGGGCAUGAUGGGGAUGGGCCCGCAGAUGACGGGCUACAACCCAUACAUGCAGCAGCAGCAGAACCCGUUCGGACCUUCCCUAAUCCUCGAAAUCCACAGCGGCCACGAGCCACACACUCCCAUCCACAUCGUCAACCCACCCCAUGCCCUCGCGCAUGACACAGUCGCCCAGCGCCGUCUCGGCCCUAACUCUACUCCACCCCGUCUUGCUCUGUAUACCGCCGGCCGUGAGCUGUCCACCCGUCUCGGACGCAAGGACGAGGAGCAUGCUCUGGUCCGUAUCGAGCUCGCGGGGAACGGUACGGACGUAGGUCACGCCGCCGGCCUCGCUCACGCGAUACCCGGCAUGAAGGGGUUCGAGGGUGUCGAUGGCUUUCCUCACAUCUUCCUCCGUAAUCUCCUCUUUGCUCGAGCCCGUAUCGCGCAUUCGCCUCACGCGCUGCGUGAGCUCGCCCAGCUCGAUCACGCCCCCGUUCCUUUCCCUAGUCGACACGCAGACGUCGACAACUUGCAACGCCAAGGCACACGUCCAUUCCCGCAACCCCAGACUGUCGGCGAACCAGGACGGUUUCGCCGACCCGCUGGCUGCCAGCGGGUGCAGCACACAUGCGCUGGAACUGGUGUCUAA